This is a messenger RNA of Colletotrichum orchidophilum, 603 nucleotides long. RefSeq lists its product as uncharacterized. The coding region runs from base 1 to 603 and encodes 200 amino acids. The transcript has a single exon. The record is from RefSeq and is a predicted model, not a curated record. NCBI's taxonomy places the organism in Eukaryota, Fungi, Ascomycota, Sordariomycetes, Glomerellales, Glomerellaceae.
AUGAUUCUCCCAGAGGUUAACACGUCGCUCACCGCCGACUUGCACGUUGCAAGAGCGCUGCCAUAUCACCUGAUCCCGCACAUGGAAGCAGUAGCCGUCAUGGAGAGCAAGUUCCCCUCGCAUAUUGUCCUCGACUACUGGACUACCGACGUGGGCAACUUUUCCACCUGGGCGCCCAAGGAUUAUACCGACAUUUCCAUCGCACCCACCCUCCCGCAAGCCGAGGUGGACGCCGCGACCGCCGCGGGCACCACGGCCGAGCUCUGCGGCGAGAACGAGCUCGUCUGCGCAAAGAGCCACCAGGCGCUCUCCCGGAUCUGCAUGCGCCUCAUUGAGAACCUGAAGGAGGACCGCAGCGACGACAUGGUCCGCGGCACCCCGCAAGACUACUGCCUCGAGAUGGAGACGGAGCACUGCUGCGUCAGCUGGAACGCCAUGGUCGACAAGACGACCCGCAUCGCGGAGCUCGUGCCCGCUGCCGAGAUUGUCUACGAUAAUUGUCGGGACAUGAUGCGAACUUAUGUCUCGGGCAAAGUGUACGGCGCUAUUGUGGGCAAUAAGUGCCUGAAUCAAUGCCUUUCUAACCGGCCGGGUGGCUGCUGA